Molecule: messenger RNA, 1539 nt
Organism: Closterium sp. Naga37s-1
Lineage: Eukaryota; Viridiplantae; Streptophyta; Zygnematophyceae; Desmidiales; Closteriaceae
Source: the annotation of a GenBank genome assembly
AUGCCUCCCCCUUUCCGAUCCCUUGCCCGGUCCUCAGCAUCAACUUCUCUUGGGCAGUGCCCUCCCUGUUUUCCUCUCCCUUUCCCCCUGUCCUCCUCUCCCUUUCCCCCUGUCCUCCUCUCCCUUUCCCCCUGUCCUCCUCUCCCUUUCCCCCUGUCCUCCUCUCCAUUUCCCCCUGUCCUCCUCUCCCUUUCCCCCUGUCCUCCUCUCCCUUUCCCCCUGUCCUCCUCUCCCUUUCCCCCUGUCCUCCUCUCCCUUUCCCCCUGUCCUCCUCUCCAUUUCCCCCUGUCCUCCUCUCCCUUUCCCCCUGUCCUCCUCUCCCUUUCCCCCUGUCCUCCUCUCCAUUUCCCCCUGUCCUCCUCUCCCUUUCCCCCUGUCCUCCUCUCCCUUUCCCCCAGUCCUCCUCUCCCUUUCCCCCUGUCCUUCUCUCCCUUUCCCCCUGUCCUCUCCCUUUCCCCCUGUCCUCCUCUCCCUUUCCCCCUGUCCUCCUCUCCCUUUCCCCCUGUCCUCCUCUCCCUUUCCCCCUGUCCUCCUCUCCAUUUCCCCCUGUCCUCCUCUCCCUUUCCCCCUGUCCUCCUCUCCCUUUCCCCCUGUCCUCCUCUCCCUUUCCCCCUGUCCUCCUCUCCCUUUCCCCCUGUCCUCCUCUCCCUUUCCCCCUGUCCUCCUCUCCCUUUACCCCUGUCCUCCUCUCCCUUUCCCCCUGUCCUUCUCUCCCUUUCCCCCUGUCCUCCUCUCCCUUUCCCCCUGUCCUCCUCUCCCUUUCCCCCUGUCCUCCUCUCCCUUUCCCCCUGUCCUCCUCUCCCUUUCCCCCUGUCCUCCUCUCCCUUUCCCCCUGUCCUCCUCUCCCUUUCCCCCUGUCCUCCUCUCCCUUUCCCCCUGUCCUCCUCUCCCUUUCCCCCUGUCCUCCUCUCCCUUUACCCCUGUCCUCCUCUCCCUUUCCCCCUGUCCUUCUCUCCCUUUCCCCCUGUCCUCCUCUCCCUUUCCCCCUGUCCUCCUCUCCCUUUCCCCCUGUCCUCCUCUCCCUUUCCCCCUGUCCUCCUCUCCCUUUCCCCCUGUCCUCCUCUCCCUUUCCCCCUGUCCUCCUCUCCCUUUCCCCCUGUCCUCCUCUCCCUUUCCCCCUGUCCUCCUCUCCCUUUCCCCCUGUCCUCCUCUCCCUUUCCCCCUGUCCUCCUCUCCCUUUCCCCCUGUCCUCCUCUCCCUUUCCCCCUGUCCUCCUCUCCCUUUCCCCCUGUCCUCCUCUCCCUUUCCCCCUGUCCUCCUCUCCCUUUCCCCCAGUCCUCCUCUCCAUUUCCCCCUGUCCUUCUCUCCCUUUCCCCCUGUCCUUCCCUCCCACCUUUCCUCCCCCUCUCUCACAUCCCUUCCCUUUCCUACUAUCCUCUCCCACCAUUCACGCUUCUCUCAGCCAUCCCUUUCCCCCCUCCCCUGCCCCUCGCCUUUCCCCACUACCGUCCCUUCCCUUUCCACGACGUUCUCUCGUUCGCGACAUUCGCCUUGGAUGUUUUCAUCGCAACACAACUUACACACUCGCUAGCCAAUUGA